UCAUAAUAAUCAUUUGAAUAUAAAAUCAUCAUCAUUUAAAUCAAAUAAUCAACAAUCAUUGUCAUCGUCAUCGUUAUUGAUUAAUAGCUACCAUGUAGCAUCGAAUGAAAUGUGCUAUUUUUGUUUUGAUGUAUUGUAUGCACAUCUUUAUCAGAAAUCAUCGCCUGGACGACCAAAUUUUGCUAAUAAAUCUUAUCCAUUGUUUGUUACAUGGAAUGUUGGCAAUGACCGUCGUUUACGUGGCUGUAUUGGAACAUUUAAUUCGAUACCAUUACAUUCUGGAUUACGUGAUUAUGCCUUAACAAGUGCCCUACGUGAUCAUCGUUUUGCUCCAAUCUCAAAAGAUGAAUUUAUUAAUCUACAUGUAAGCGUAUCGGUGUUGAUAAAUUUUGAAUCCGCUUUAGAUUAUAAAGAUUGGAUCAUUGGUAUUCAUGGUAUUCGUAUUGAAUUCCGAUCGGAUAAUGGCACAAAACGUACAGCUACAUUUCUGCCUGAAGUUGCUGUCGAACAAAAUUGGAAUCAUUCACAAACAAUUGAUUCAUUAUUACGUAAAGGUGGUUUUCGUGGCCAAAUCACUGAACAGGUUCGAAAAGAUGUACGUCUUACACGUUAUCAAUCUGAGAAGAUAACAAUUUCAUAUCAAGAUUAUUAUGAUAAUUUUAAUAAUAAUAUCAUCAACAAUUGAUCAACGAAAACAACACGAAUGAGAACACUUGACCACCAUCCACACACAUACACAUGAUCAACACAUUUUUUUAAUCUUUUCAAAAAAACAACAACUAACCUCUCUCUCUCUGUCUU
Molecule: messenger RNA, 801 nt
Organism: Dermatophagoides farinae (American house dust mite)
Lineage: Eukaryota; Metazoa; Arthropoda; Arachnida; Sarcoptiformes; Pyroglyphidae
Source: RefSeq, a predicted model, not a curated record